GUGCUUGAUAAUAGGAUAUUCACGUUCACAUUGCCGAUAUAUUAAAGUAAAAUCUGAAUUGGCAAGUGACUAUCAACAAUAUAAUCAAUCUACUUAAAUGUGUGCAUUUUUUGAUCCCAGACACUGAUAAAGACCAAAUCCAUAAUAAUAUGCUGAGAUCUUAUCGAGACUUUAAACCAACAUCUCUACUAACAGCUCAGUUAGAUAAGUUAACUUCAGACAAAAAUUCUGUUAAAAUACCUAUAUCGAACAAUGAUAAACAACAGUUUAAUAUUCACGUGACCAUUUUAAGUAUGGGAACUGCAAGAAUAAAAAUCUUGGAAAAUAAAAGUACUCGAUAUGAAUUGGCCGACGUUUUAGACAAGGAACCUACAAAGUUAGAUAUAACUAUAGAUAAAUCUGUAAAAGGUUCAGUAACCAUCCAGGCAGUUAAUCUCAGUUCAAGCAAUUCGCAUAAAGUUGUAAUACGAGCAGACCCGUUGAAAAUAGAAUUUUUUAACGAUGACCUUACAUUAGUGUCAGUUAUAAACGGUGAUCAGUUUAUUUUUGAUAAAGAUAGCCAAUCAUUCGCCUUUAACGUAGAAUUUACUGAUGCGAUUAAACUGUAUGGGCUUCACCAUCACACUGUAAAUUUAGAACUACCAGAUACUAAAGCAAACAACAUGGAUCCUUUGAGACUUAGAAAUUCUGAUCUUGCCUACUACGAAGUAGGAUCUCCAAUGGCUAUAGGCAUAAUUACAUCCGGGAUAUUUUUGCAUAAUGCCGCCGAACAGUGGAUAGACGUUUCUUACGAUGCUUCAUCUGCUUCAGUAAGGUUUAUGGUAGAAAGUGCUGCUUUGGAUCUCUUCGUAUUUACUGGUAACACGACCAAAGAUGUCGUAAGACAGUUCGUAGAGAUUACCGGUAGAGCUCACAUGCCACAGUUAUGGACGCUGGGUUAUCAUCAAUGUCGCUGGUCAUAUUACACGCAAGAUGACGCCAAAGAAGUGGUGGCCCAAAUGGACGUUCAUGAUUUUCCCAUGGACGCCCUCUGGCUGGAUAUUGAUUACACUGAUGGAUACAGAUAUUUCACAUGGAACCCGAAGAAUUUUUCCGAUCCAAUAGAAUUUCAGGCAAAUCUUUCUUCUACGAAUAGAAAACUGGUGACAAUAUUGGACCCCCAUAUCAAAAUCGACGAAAACUAUCCUGUGUAUGCGAAUGCGAAGGGAAAGUAUUUUGUUAAAUGGGAGAAUGGAAGCUGUUGGCCUGGUGUAUCCAGUUAUUUGGACUUUUUGAAUCCAGACGCCAGAGAUUAUUAUGCCAGUUGGUACUCUUACAAAAAUUUCAAAAAUAGCACGCCUACCUUAUCGGGAGUAUGGAACGACAUGAAUGAACCAUCAGUAUUUGAUAAAACAACUGAAAAUACUAUGCCGUUUGAAGCUGUCCAUUAUGGAAACGUCAAACAUAGAGAUAUUCAUAAUAUAUACGGUUUCCUACAGACCAAAGCAACUCAUCAAGGACUGAUGCAACGUGACAAUGGCACCAGAAGACCUUUCGUACUGACCAGGUCACAUUUCGCGGGAUCUCAGCGGUACGCGGCCAUGUGGACAGGUGACAACACAGCAGAUUGGCCGUACUUGCGCGUCAGUUACUCAGAAUGCAUGUUGUCUAACCUGGUAGGACUAGUUUUUUGCGGUGCUGACAUUGGGGGAUUUUUCAAUGAUCCAGAAGUUGAAUUGGUCCAGAGGUGGUACCAGGCUGGUAUUUGGUUGCCUUUCUAUAGAGGACAUGCCCAAAUCGAUACAAAGCGCAGAGAGCCUUAUUUGUACAAAGACGACGUUCAAAAUGUCAUAAGAAAUGCUUUGAGAACUCGGUACCAACACGUUCCUGUUUGGUACACUUUGUUUUAUGAACAUACCAGAACCGGAGAUCCGGUUAUAAGACCACUUUUCUACGAUUAUCCCGAAAUUAUGGACAAAGAUAAUCACAUUUUGCUAGGUUCCGAUAUUUUAGCAAGACCCGUCAUGGACAAGGGAGCUAAAAGUAUUGAUAUAACUUUCCCUGGUAAAAAAGAUGUUUACUGGUAUAGAAUCGAUGAUGGUUCAAACACAAUACACCGAGGAAGUGAAACAAAAAACUUUCCUGUUGAUAUUACAACGUCACCAUAUUUCUACAGAGGAGGAAGUAUAAUAGCUAGAAAAGAUACAAUUAGGAGAUCUACAACAGAUACGCUCAACGAUCCAUUUACCCUUCAUGUAAAUUUGGAUUCAGCUAACAAAGCAGUCGGUAGACUUUACGUAGAUGAUUACACCAGUUUCGACUAUCAAAAUAAGAAUCUAUACUGUUAUUUAAGUAUGACUUACCUACAUGAAACUGGUGGUCUUCUAAUUGAUCAAAUUGAUGGUAUUGCUACGAACAUCAGUGUGAACAUCGACCAUGUCGUUAUUAAUAGAAAAAUAUCUACAGGUGAUACAUAUUCUCGAACAGAAAUUAGGACUCUAGCUGAUGGCACGCCACUGUCCGAUUUUAAAAUAGUUCAUCGGCUGCAAGAAGAGAAACAAGUUUUUUUGAAGUUAUAAAUAGAUUUUAUUUUUUAAAUGAUUGAAUGUUUUUUACUAAUAAACUAAUAUCUACUGUUUUA
Messenger RNA from Psylliodes chrysocephalus, 2620 nucleotides. Lineage: Eukaryota; Metazoa; Arthropoda; Insecta; Coleoptera; Chrysomelidae. The record is from the annotation of a GenBank genome assembly.